Stomoxys calcitrans (stable fly) is the source of this 1511-nucleotide messenger RNA. RefSeq names its product elongation factor Tu (gene mEFTu2). The coding region runs from base 51 to 1478 and encodes 475 amino acids. The transcript has 4 exons. The record is from RefSeq and is a predicted model, not a curated record. Gene Ontology annotation, cellular component: mitochondrion. Gene Ontology annotation, molecular function: translation elongation factor activity; GTP binding; GTPase activity. Gene Ontology annotation, biological process: mitochondrial translational elongation. Lineage: Eukaryota; Metazoa; Arthropoda; Insecta; Diptera; Muscidae.
CAUGGAUUCAAUCAUAUGGUAUAGGCUGGCGUUUUUGUAGCUGUAAAUUGAUGUUCGGUAACAAACAAACGUUAGUGAUGAAUAUGAGACCCUUAAUCAUUCGACUGGGAAGACUGUUGCGUCAUGAAUUGCGGCUGAAACGGCAUGUUAAAAUUGCUAGUUGUAUACAUGCCAUAGGAGGAUAUCAAAGUUCUAAUGGCAAUAACAAUAUUUCCUCUACAAGGUUUCUUACUACAGCUGGAAAUGCUGCAAAGCUAGAAACGGAUAAACCGCACUGCAAUAUUGGUACCAUAGGUCAUGUUGAUCAUGGAAAGACCACACUUACAGCGGCAAUAACAAAAGUACUGUCCAAAAAGGGCUUGUCAGAGUUUGUAUCGUAUGAUCAAAUUGAUCGUGCACCUGAGGAGAAAGCAAGAGGUAUUACAAUAAAUGCUUGCCAUAUUGGUUACGAGACACCUUCGCGAACCUAUGCCCAUACGGAUUGUCCAGGUCAUGCUGAUUAUAUUAAGAAUAUGAUAUCUGGAGCAUCACAGAUGGACGGUGCUAUUUUAGUUGUUGCUGCCACAGAUGGUCAAAUGCCACAAACUCGUGAACAUUUAUUAUUAGCAAAGCAAGUUGGUAUACAACGUAUAAUUGUUUUCAUAAACAAGGCGGAUUUAGUUGACCAAGAAGUUCUAGAAUUGGUAGAAAUUGAAAUGCGUGAAAUGUUAACCGAUUUCGGAUUUGAUGGUAUUAAUAGUCCUGUUAUAUGUGGCUCUGCCCUUUUGGCAUUGCGUGAAGAUCCUUCACCAUUUGGUGUGCCUGCCAUUGAAAAUCUCCUGGAACAUAUCGAUUUCUACGUGCAAACCCCAAAACGGGACUACGAUUCGCCUUUUAUACUGCCUAUUGACAAUGCCUUUACCGUGCCUGGUAGGGGAACUGUUGUUGUUGGAACAAUAAAACGUGGUACAAUAUUGAAGAAUGCAGAAUGCGAUCUAUUGGGAUUUAAUCAGAAUAUUAAAACUUCUGUCAGCGAUAUACAAAUAUUUAGGAAAAGCGUACCCAAGGCAGUGGCUGGAGAAAAUGUUGGAGCUCUUUUACGUGGUGUAAAAAUUUCUAGUGUUGAACGCGGAAUGUUACUUACACAGCAAGGAUCGGAAGGUAUAUCAAAUCAUUUUGUAGGAUCCAUGUAUCUGUUGUCUCGCAGUGAGGGCGGGCGAACUAAACCAAUGCUAUCGAAAUAUAUACAACAAUUAUUUAGUGUAACGUGGAAUGUUCCGGCUCGCAUUGAUAUGAUACCCUCCGAUGGCAUGCUAAUGCCGGGCGAGCAUGGAAAUGUUCGAAUAACACUAUUGCGUAAAAUGGUAAUGUGCCCCGGACAAGCCUUUACAAUACGGGAGAAUGGUGCAACUAUUGGAACAGGUAUAAUAUUAGAGCGUAAGCCAUCCAUCGAUUUACCAAAGAAUAAAUUGUCCAAGGCAAUAGUGAAUUAUGAUUGAAAAUAAAUAUACAAACAAUUGUUACAAUGUGAA